Messenger RNA from Echinops telfairi (small Madagascar hedgehog), 2249 nucleotides. It is a transcript of the gene FEM1B, whose product is annotated as fem-1 homolog B. NCBI's taxonomy places the organism in Eukaryota, Metazoa, Chordata, Mammalia, Afrosoricida, Tenrecidae. The record is from RefSeq and is a predicted model, not a curated record. Gene Ontology annotation, molecular function: protein binding. The coding region runs from base 102 to 1982 and encodes 626 amino acids. The transcript is spliced from 2 exons.
CUGUGAGGGUCCACGUUUGAAGCUCUGGCGAACGCGGCCUCCGGGGGCGCCAGGCGGCAGCAGCGGUGGCGACCAAACGGGUGUUGGAGUUGGCGGCGGCCAUGGAGGGCCUGGCUGGCUAUGUGUACAAGGCGGCCAGCGAGGGCAAGGUGCUGACCCUGGCCGCCUUGCUGCUCAACCGGUCCGAAAGCGAUAUCCGCUACCUGCUGGGCUAUGUCAGCCAGCAGGGCGGGCAGCGCUCCACGCCCCUCAUCAUCGCGGCCCGCAAUGGGCAUGCCAAGGUGGUCCGCUUGCUGUUAGAACACUACCGAGUGCAGACUCAGCAGACUGGCACCGUCCGCUUCGACGGGUAUGUCAUCGACGGUGCCACUGCACUCUGGUGUGCAGCAGGAGCAGGGCACUUUGAAGUUGUGAAGCUUCUUGUCAGCCACGGAGCCAAUGUGAACCACACCACGGUCACUAACUCAACCCCUCUUCGGGCAGCGUGCUUUGAUGGCAGACUGGACAUUGUGAAGUACUUGGUUGAGAACAAUGCCAACAUCAGCAUUGCCAACAAGUAUGACAACACUUGCCUAAUGAUUGCAGCGUAUAAGGGUCACACCGACGUGGUCCGAUACCUCUUAGAACAACGUGCUGACCCCAAUGCUAAAGCGCACUGUGGAGCCACUGCCCUUCACUUUGCAGCUGAGGCUGGCCACAUCGACAUUGUCAAAGAGCUGAUAAAAUGGCGGGCGGCGAUCGUAGUGAACGGCCACGGGAUGACGCCCCUGAAAGUCGCUGCAGAAAGCUGUAAAGCUGAUGUUGUCGAACUGCUGCUCUCUCACGCUGAUUGCGACCGGAGAAGUCGGAUCGAAGCUUUGGAACUCUUGGGGGCCUCCUUUGCAAACGACCGUGAGAACUAUGACAUCAUGAAGACAUAUCACUAUCUCUAUUUAGCCAUGCUGGAGAGGUUUCAGGAUGGGGACAUCCUUGAGAAAGAGGUUCUACCACCGAUCCACGCCUAUGGGAAUCGAACUGAAUGCAGAAAUCCUCAGGAACUAGAGUCCAUCCGGCAAGACAGAGAUGCUCUUCAUAUGGAAGGUCUGAUCGUCCGGGAGCGGAUUUUAGGUGCCGACAAUAUUGACGUUUCCCAUCCCAUCAUCUACAGGGGGGCCGUCUAUGCGGACAACAUGGAAUUUGAACAGUGCAUCAAGUUGUGGCUCCAUGCACUGCACCUCAGGCAGAAAGGCAACAGGAAUACCCACAAGGAUCUUCUCCGAUUUGCCCAAGUUUUCUCCCAGAUGAUACAUCUGAAUGAAUUUGUGAAGGCCCCCGACAUCGAGUGUGUGCUGAGAUGCAGUGUGUUGGAAAUAGAACAGAGUAUGAACAGAGUGAAGAAUACCCAGGAUGCUGACGUCCACAGCGCCAUGGACAAUUAUGAAUGUAAUCUCUAUACCUUUCUGUAUUUAGUGUGCAUCUCCACCAAAACACAGUGCAGUGAAGAGGAUCAGUGCCGAAUUAACAAGCAGAUCUACAACUUGAUUCACCUGGACCCCAGGACCCGGGAAGGGUUCACCUUGCUCCACCUGGCUGUCAACUCCAACACCCCAGUCGAUGACUUCCACACUAAUGACGUCUGCAGCUUUCCAAAUGCUCUGGUCACCAAGCUCCUGCUGGACUGUGGUGCAGACGUGAACGCCGUGGACAACGAGGGAAACAGCGCCCUUCAUGUCAUCGUGCAGUACAACCGGCCCAUCAGUGAUUUUUUGACCUUGCACUCCAUCAUCAUCAGCCUGGUUGAAGCUGGCGCUCACACCGAUAUGACAAAUAAACAGAACAAAACUCCGCUAGACAAAAGUACAACUGGGGUAUCUGAAAUACUGCUUAAAACUCAAAUGAAGAUGAGUCUCAAGUGCCUGGCUGCCCGAGCAGUUCGGGCUAACGACAUUAACUAUCAAGACCAGAUCCCCAGAACUCUGGAAGAGUUUGUUGGAUUUCAUUAAGUGACUGGAUGUGUGAAAUCGUUUAAUGUGGUGCUAAAAAGUAAAGGACUUUAAUCACAGACACUAGAAUUAUGUGUUCAUCACUUUACUCUCCUUUCCACUGCCCCUCUAACCCAUCCUCUCCACAUGCUCUGUCUGUUUCCUCGCCUCUUCUGGUGAUUAAUUUGAAACACGUCCUGAGCGAAGCCACAUUGAGUAAGUGUGGCUUACAGGUGUUUUUCUUUGUUUUAAAGAGGUGACUAUAAACUAUUUUGUUUAUGUAACAUC